Messenger RNA from Staurois parvus, 442 nucleotides. The record is from the annotation of a GenBank genome assembly. Lineage: Eukaryota; Metazoa; Chordata; Amphibia; Anura; Ranidae.
AAGAAGAAGAAGAAGAAGAAGAAGAAGAAAAGAAGAAGAAGAAGAAGAAGAAGAAGAAGGAUGAGGAUGAAGAAGAAGAAGAAGAAGAAGAAGAAGUAGGAUGAGGAUAAGAAGAAGAAGUAGGAUGAGGAUGAAGAAGAAUUCCAGUGCAGCAAAAAGUGUAUCUGCAGAGAGCUCCGCUAUUUCUGACAGUUCUCUGACAGUUCCUUCACAUUUACAGUGGUUGAAACAUUGUAUCUAUUUGUUUCCGAAUAAAAACAUCUGUAUCCUAAAUGGAAACAAAUAGAUACAAUGUUUCAACUGCUGUAAAUGUGAAGGAACUGUCACAGAACUGUCAGAAAUAGCGGAGCUCUCUGCAGGGACACUUUUUGCCGGCUGUAGAAGGGAUGAAAAUCGGCCGAUCGGGGAAAAUUCGAUUCGAUUCGCAUCCGAAGUUUGCUAA